Messenger RNA from Drosophila santomea, 1927 nucleotides. RefSeq names its product mitochondrial coenzyme A transporter SLC25A42 (gene DPCoAC). Bases 277 to 1374 code for a protein of 365 amino acids. The record is from RefSeq and is a predicted model, not a curated record. The transcript is spliced from 6 exons. NCBI's taxonomy places the organism in Eukaryota, Metazoa, Arthropoda, Insecta, Diptera, Drosophilidae. Gene Ontology annotation, biological process: transmembrane transport.
UGUUUUUGUCAAUUGCUCUUUGGAGCUUCGCUGGCGGAGUCGAGAAUCGCGCGGAAAAUGUCCAUUAACAAAUAGUAAAUUCCGAAAUAGAGACAAAGAGUUAGCUCGCGGUAAAGGGAACACAGCACCUGUGCUUUUGGAAUCGAAAACCAGUGCGGACGCCACCCACGGCUAAGUGUUGUUGUUGUUAUUGUUGCAAGGCCGAAGGAGCGAAAAGAGAGGCCGAAAAAAAGAAUCUGUGCUAACAAAAACAAAGGUCCCCAGCCCGAGUCUGCCAUGAGCCGUCUCCUGGAGAAGCCCAACAUAACCAUGUCCAUCAAGUCCACGGGUAGUCAGCUCUCGAGCACGAUGACCACGUCCUCGGCGACGUUGUCCUCGGACCUGGACGAUGCGGAGACAUCGCGCACCCAGCUGAGCCCAUCCGAGACAUCAGGGGCAAUCUCCGUACCCGCCACUACAGUCACACCCAUGCGCCAGAAAAUCGACCAGGUGGUGAUCAGUCUGAUAUCCGGAGCAGCGGCGGGGGCGCUGGCCAAGACGGUCAUCGCCCCGUUGGACCGCACCAAGAUAAACUUCCAGAUCCGCAACGAUGUUCCCUUCUCGUUCCGAGCCUCGCUGCGCUACCUGCAAAACACCUAUGCCAACGAGGGCGUUUUGGCCCUGUGGCGGGGGAACUCGGCCACGAUGGCCAGGAUUGUGCCCUACGCAGCCAUACAGUUCACGGCCCACGAGCAGUGGCGUCGCAUCCUGCAUGUGGACAAAGACGGCUCCAACACAAAAGGUCGUCGGUUUUUGGCUGGCUCCCUGGCAGGAAUCACCUCGCAAUCGUUGACGUAUCCCCUGGACCUGGCCCGCGCCCGCAUGGCCGUCACGGAUCGGUAUACUGGCUAUCGCACCCUGCGACAGGUCUUCACCAAGAUCUGGGUGGAGGAGGGUCCGCGGACGCUGUUCCGUGGCUACUGGGCGACUGUUCUUGGAGUGAUUCCCUAUGCGGGCACCUCAUUCUUCACCUACGAGACUCUCAAGCGGGAAUACUAUGAAAUGGUCGGCAAUAAUAAACCCAAUACUCUAGUCUCCCUGGCCUUCGGUGCUGCGGCUGGUGCCGCUGGACAAACGGCCAGCUAUCCAUUGGAUAUUGUGCGGCGAAGAAUGCAGACAAUGCGGGUGAACACGGCUGCCGGAGAUCGGUACCCAACCAUCCUGGAGACUCUCGUCAAGAUCUAUCGCGAGGAGGGCAUCAAGAAUGGUUUCUACAAGGGACUCAGCAUGAACUGGAUCAAGGGACCCAUUGCCGUGGGCAUCAGCUUCUCCACCUACGAUCUGAUCAAGGCGUGGCUAACGGAGCUGGCCAACUUGAGACGGGUUGAGAAAUAGCCCUGCCCCUGCCCCCUCCCCCAGUCACCCAUAAACACCAAACCAAAAACGCACUGCUUUGAUCUUAAGUCUCGUGAUCGAUGGAUGAGUUGAGGAGAUAGAAGUGAAGCACCGACAUGCUCUAAUUGUUAGAUAUUUUUAGCUGUUAGUUGUGAGGGAAGGAAGCGAUGAAGUGAAGACACCCGAAAGCGCUUAACUUUGUUAUUUACCGUAAUUGAUUUAUUAUCGCCGUAAGCCGAAAGUAUAUCAGCCAAUAAACUGUCUGAAUAGUGACUCGCCUGGCAAUUACUGCUCCCCAGGACCUCGUAUUCAAUGGUGUUGCUUUGACAAUAACCUAAUCGUACACACCACUCGUUUACUUAUAGACUUAUCAUAGCGAUUUACCAGAACAUUUUGUAUAUUGUGUAUUUCCAAAUCGAUGUCAAGCCGCUGCGACUGUAAAAAUAGCCAUGAAUUUAAGGGUGUUCACCAGCGAAAACAUCUUAAGCAUAUACUAUAUAAUUCUUGUACGUUAGUGUGUUUUUUAUUAUUAAAAUUUACAAAAUUGUUUAAA